Molecule: messenger RNA, 995 nt
Organism: Cucurbita pepo subsp. pepo (vegetable marrow)
Lineage: Eukaryota; Viridiplantae; Streptophyta; Magnoliopsida; Cucurbitales; Cucurbitaceae
Source: RefSeq, a predicted model, not a curated record
GGGGAUUGAUGCAGACACACGACGAGGAAACCAAGAAAUUUUUCAAGCAUUCUUCAGUGAUCUGUGUGCUCUCACCUCGCUAUCCAAGCAGCAAGCUAAGCUAUGUGAAACAAAAGGUUGUAGGCACUGUCUUCACGCAUCAUCAGAAAUGUGUCCUUGUUGAUACUCAAGGAUAUGGUAAUAAUAGGAAGAUCACAGCUUUUCUUGGAGGUCUUGAUCUCUGUGACGGUCGUUACGAUACACCCGAGCAUCGACUAUUCCAUGGCCUCGACACGGUAUUUAAGGAUGAUUUUCAUAAUCCUACAUUCCCUGGAGCCAAAGCUCCAAGGCAACCAUGGCAUGACUUGCACUGUCGGAUCGAUGGGCCAGCUGCAUAUGACGUGCUUAUAAACUUCGAGCAACGUUGGAGCCGAGCCACAAGAUGGACUGAGUUUGGUCUACGCUGCAGGAACAUUACUCACUGGCGCGAUGCUUUAAUCAAGAUAGAGCGCAUAUCAUGGAUACUAAGCCCUGAAAUAACCAUCUUAGCUGAUGGUUCAAUAAAAGUUCCAGAGGAUGACCCCAAAGUAUAUGUUUCAAACGAAAAAGAUCCUGAAAACUGGCAUGUUCAGAUUUUUCGAUCCAUCGACUCAGGAUCGGUUAAAGGAUUCCCAAGAGAUGUCCAUGUCGCCGAGUCGCAGAACCUUGUAUGUGCCAAAAACUUGGCUAUAGAGAAAAGCAUUGAAAUGGCAUAUAUCCAGGCUAUCCGAUCGGCGCAACGUUUCAUUUACAUCGAAAACCAGUAUUUUAUAGGAUCAUCAUAUGGAUGGCCGGGAUAUAAAAAUGCCGGGGCUGAUAAUCUCAUUCCCAUGGAGUUGGCCCUUAAGAUUGCAAGCAAAAUAAGAGCCAAUGAAAGAUUUGUUGUGUAUAUUGUCAUACCAAUGUGGCCUGAGGGAGAUCCCAAUAGCGCUCCCAUGCAAGAGAUUCUUUAUUGGCAGGUAAAUGGCUAUAUGAAA